Molecule: messenger RNA, 1875 nt
Organism: Glycine soja
Lineage: Eukaryota; Viridiplantae; Streptophyta; Magnoliopsida; Fabales; Fabaceae
Product: probable serine/threonine-protein kinase At1g54610
Exons: 7
Coding region: 29-1696 (555 amino acids)
Biological process (GO): protein phosphorylation; positive regulation of transcription elongation by RNA polymerase II
Cellular component (GO): nucleus; cyclin-dependent protein kinase holoenzyme complex
Molecular function (GO): ATP binding; RNA polymerase II CTD heptapeptide repeat kinase activity; cyclin-dependent protein serine/threonine kinase activity
Source: RefSeq, a predicted model, not a curated record
AAACAAUUGACAGAAAUUCCUCUGAUAGAUGGGUUGCGCGCUCGGAAAGCCGGCGGACGCCGGUGACCGUCGCCGGCAUAGCACUGCGACUACCAGCGGCGGCCAUAAUCCCGCUAAGGUUCGGGAGAAGCAGAAGCCUCUACACGCCGGCGAACUUUCCGGCGUUAUACCGGCACCAGAGCGCCGGAGACCUCGACUUGACUCAUUCACUGCGAGCCACCAAGGGUGGCCUCCGUGGCUAAUGGCCGUCGCCGGCGACGCCAUCCGAGAUUGGACUCCUCGUCGUGCCAACACGUUCGAGAAACUUGCUAAGAUUGGGCAAGGGACUUAUAGCAAUGUGUACAAAGCAAAAGACCUUGUGAGUGGGAAGAUAGUGGCUUUGAAGAAGGUUAGAUUUGAUAAUGUGGAGGCAGAGAGUGUGAAGUUCAUGGCUAGAGAGAUUCUUGUUUUGAGGAGGCUUGAUCACCCUAAUGUUGUGAAGCUUGAGGGGUUGGUUACUUCCAGAAUAUCAUCGAGUCUUUACUUGGUAUUUGAGUACAUGGAGCAUGAUCUUGCUGGUCUUUCAGCUGCUGUUGGUGUCAAAUUCUCUGAGCCACAGGUCAAAUGCUAUAUGAAGCAAUUGCUAUCUGGCCUUGAGCAUUGCCACAGCAGAGGUGUUUUGCACCGUGAUAUUAAGGGUUCCAAUCUGCUUAUUGACAAUGAAGGAAUACUUAAAAUUGCAGAUUUUGGACUGGCAACUUUCUUUGAUCCUAAGAAAAAGCAUCCCAUGACUAGUAGAGUCGUGACCCUUUGGUACCGUCCCCCUGAGCUUCUUCUGGGGUCUACCUCCUAUGGUGUUGGCGUUGACCUUUGGAGUGCUGGCUGCAUUUUGGCAGAACUACUUGCUGGAAAGCCAACCAUGCCUGGCCGAACAGAGGUUGAGCAGCUGCACAAAAUAUUUAAGUUAUGUGGCUCUCCAUCUGAUGAAUACUGGAAGAAAUAUAGAUUGCCAAAUGCUACACUCUAUAAGCCUCAGCAACCAUAUAAAAGAAACAUUUUAGAAACAUUCAAGGAUUUUCCAUCUUCUUCAUUACCUCUGAUUGAAACUCUUCUUGCAAUAGAUCCUGAUGAUCGUGGCACUACCUCGGCUGCUCUAAAUAGUGAAUUCUUUACCACUGAGCCCUAUGCUUGUGAACCAUCUAAUUUACCAAAGUAUCCUCCCACCAAAGAAUUGGAUAUAAAACUGAGAGAUGAAGAAGCAAGAAGGCAGAAAGCUCUAAGUGGAAAAACUAAUGCCGUUGAUGGUGCCAGAAGGGUUAGAGUACGCGAGCGAGGUUUGGCCAUUCCAGGCCCUGAAGCCAAUGUAGAGAUCCAAAAUAACGUAGAUAGGUGGAGAGUUGUGACCCAUGCAAAUGCAAAAAGUAAGAGUGAGAAAUUUCCACCUCCUCAUCAGGAUGGAGCUGUUGGAUAUCCGCUGGAUGAUUCAAACAAAAGAGCUGUUUCAUUUGGAGCCACUGAAACUUCCUCUGCCUCUACCAUAUUUGAUUCAAAAUCUUGGGGAUCGGUUACAAGUCAUGAUGCUGCAAGAGACAAAGGGAGGAAAACUAGUAAAGCAGAUUCCCAGAUGGCAUCAUCUUGGAAAUUUAUGCGUUCAUUCAAGCUAUCAGCAAUUGGCCAUUCAUUUGAUUUAUUAUUUAGAAGCAAUUCAAGCAAAUAAUCUGUUCCUUUGGAUUUUGGCAUCCUAGAAUGAGGAAAGGAAUGACUGAUGCCUUGAUAAAUCAUUUUUGCCCCUGCAUUGUGAAUUUUAUUUUAUCUUUUUCCGCUUAAUCCCAUUGUUAUGUACUCGUAGUGAAUGUUCAAUUUCCACUUGACAUAACUAGAACGUUACUUUUUCCA